CUCUUAUAAAUCAUCAUCAUAUGGCAUGCACAAUAUACCACCAUUUUUAACUAAAAUUAAAGUUCUUAUAUUAUGACAACUCCAAUAAUUCAACCAUCCAUUAGUGUUAAAACACUUUCUGAAUCACCAAAUCUCAAAUCUAUCCCUUCUAAUUAUGUUAACUCUGAUAUCUAUCCCUUUGAUUUCAUUGCAUCUAAGCCACAUGAUUAUUCAAACUCCAUCCCCACCGUUGAUUUUUCGCUACUCACAUCCAUUGAUCCUCAUCAACGGUCUCAAGCUAUCAACAAUCUCAAUAAAGCUUGCCAAGAAUGGGGAUUUUUCAUGGUGGUAAACCAUGGGAUACAAGAAAGUUUGAUAAAGAAAGUGAUUGAUGGUACUCAAGGAUUUUUCAAUUUAAGAGAGGAGGAGAAGAAAGAAUUUGAAGGGAAACAUGUUUUGGACCCUAUAAGGUAUGGGACAAGCUUCAAUACCUCUAAGGAGAAAGCUUUCUUUUGGAGGGACUAUCUUAAGGUGUUUGUGCAUCCAAAGUUCCACUCUCCUAGCAAACCCGAUCGAUACAGUGAUAUUAUGUGGGAGUAUUGUGAGAAAGUUAGAGAAGUAACAAAAGUAUUACUUGGAGGACUAUCACAAGGCUUAGGACUUGAAGAAUGUUAUUUGGAAAAAACUCUAGAGAUGAAGUCAGGAUUUCAAAUUUUUAUUGCAAAUUAUUACCCAUGUUGUCCUCAGCCAGAACUUGCACUUGGUAUGCCACCUCAUUCAGAUCAUGGCCUUUUAACUCUAAUUAUUCAAAACCAAGUUGGAGGAUUACAAGUUCAACAUCAAGGCAAAUGGAUUCAUGUCAAUGCACUUCCUAACUCUCUCUUGGUCAAUACUGGUGACCAUCUCGAGAUUUUUAGUAAUGGGAAGUACAAGAGCAAUGUACACAAAGUAGUGGUGAACAACACAAGUCCAAGAAUAUCAGUAGCUGUUGCUCAUGGACCAUCACUAGAAGCAAUUGUAAGUCCUGCUUCCCCAUUGGUACAAAGUGAAACCAAUUAUAUACCAAUGAAGUACAAGGAUUACAUGGAGAUGCAACAAAGUAAUCAACUUCACCAAAAAUCCAUUCUGGAACAAGUCAAAAUUCAAAGGAACUGAUAAUUUUUUCCUAAUAUAUAUUGGGAAAUAUUUAUGUAAUAAUGUUAGAAUCUUAAUGUACUGAUGCUUAUUAUUGAAUCCAUUACAUUU
Molecule: messenger RNA, 1224 nt
Organism: Solanum verrucosum
Lineage: Eukaryota; Viridiplantae; Streptophyta; Magnoliopsida; Solanales; Solanaceae
Product: 2-oxoglutarate-dependent dioxygenase 19-like
Exons: 4
Coding region: 73-1134 (353 amino acids)
Source: RefSeq, a predicted model, not a curated record